Messenger RNA from Pollicipes pollicipes, 1291 nucleotides. RefSeq names its product T-box transcription factor TBX10. Gene Ontology annotation, cellular component: chromatin; nucleus. The transcript has 9 exons. Bases 20 to 1291 code for a protein of 423 amino acids. NCBI's taxonomy places the organism in Eukaryota, Metazoa, Arthropoda, Thecostraca, Pollicipedomorpha, Pollicipedidae. The record is from RefSeq and is a predicted model, not a curated record. Gene Ontology annotation, biological process: regulation of transcription by RNA polymerase II; positive regulation of DNA-templated transcription; cell fate specification. Gene Ontology annotation, molecular function: DNA-binding transcription factor activity, RNA polymerase II-specific; RNA polymerase II cis-regulatory region sequence-specific DNA binding.
GCGCACAGCGUCGGAAGCGAUGUCGGCCACCCCGCCCGGUGGCGGCGCCUUCUCGGCAACCGGCGUGACCCCGUGUGGGGCCGAGCUGACCCCAGCCCCGGCCCCGGGGCCGGCCGGACCGACGCCGCAGGACUGCUGCUACACAGACUGGGCCGGCUGCAACUCCACGUUGCGCAACAUUGAAGCGUGUUUCCUGGGCGGCGAGCGGACGCGGCUGGACUGCGCAGACCCGUACCGCCAGCUGUACCAGUGCGCGUUCAGCCGACCCGAGCGAGACAAGCUAGCCGGCGACGUGAACGGCAACACGCCGCAGGCCUCCGACCGCAACGACGAGCGGACGGCGGAGGGUGCCGAGCAGCGGCCCCUGCACCCCAAGCUGGCCUCCGUCUCGACCGUGCUCGAGAUGAAGGAGCAGUGGCAGCAGUUCAACGAGCUCACCACCGAGAUGAUCGUCACCAAGGCCGGCAGGCGAAUGUUUCCAGUCUUUCAAAUACGGUUAUACGGCAUGCACCAGUUAGAAGAGUAUAUGCUCCAGAUGGAUUUUGUGCCCGUCGAUGACAAGAGGUACCGCUACGCCUUCCACAGCUCCAGCUGGGUGAUAGCGGGCAAGGCGGAUGCGCACGCGCCACCCCGCAUCCACAUGCACCCUGACAGUCCUGCGCUUGGGUCGCACUGGAUGAAGCAGGUCAUCUCGUUCGACAAGCUCAAGCUGACCAACAACCCGUACGACGACAACGGAUACAUUAUCCUGAACUCAAUGCAUCGAUACCAGCCCCGGUUUCAUGUCAUCUACAACCCCAAAGGAGAAGAGCAAGGGAACUACCAGAACUUCAAGACAUUCGUCUUCUCAGAAACCAAGUUCAUGGCCGUCACAGCGUAUCAGAAUCAAAGGGUCACGCAGCUGAAGAUCGCCAGCAACCCGUUCGCCAAGGGCUUCCGGGACUGCGACCCGGACGACUGUGGCAUGCCGGACAUGAUGGGCGCCAUGCCGGGCCAGGGCCGCCAGCUGACGCCGGCCGGCGCGCCGCGGCCGCCCGCCAUGUCCGCCGCGCCGCACAUGCUGCUGCAGACCAAGCCCGAGAAAGAGCCGGAGCGGAGCGAGGCGGCCGCCGUGUCAGCCAUGUCGCGCAUGUUCCCGGCGGCCGCGCAGCAGUACGUCCCGCCGGCGCCCGGCACCCAGCCGUACCCGAGCGCUGCCUACUACGGGCCCCUCUUCACGACAUACCCGUACAAGGCGCGCUCGCCGCCUGACCUGCGUGAGCGGUUAACCAGUGACCCUGCCGUCGAUUGA